AUGACUCUGUGCUUUCAUUCACAGGAGGAAACCGAGUGUCCUUCAUCUCUCUCUGUUAUCAAAGAGAGGACAGCAGGUGAAACUCUGGAGGAUGAUUUCUUCCCACCUGAUGAUCUGUCUUCUGAUGAAGAAUAUUAUAUUGAAGAAAGCAAAGCGACCCAGUUCAAGAAAUCAGGCAUGAGGCGCAUAGAUGAUAUCAAAAAGGCAUUUUCAAGGGAAAAUAUCCAAAAGACAAGACAAAAUUUUGGCAAGAAGGUCAACAGGCUUCGAACUAGAAUAGUGACCCCUGAGAGGAGAGAGAGGAUCAGGCAGUCAGGAGAGAGACUGAAACAAUCUGGGAUAAGGAUCAAGAAAACCAUUUCACAAGCUGCCCCAACGAAGGAGACCUUCAAGAUCCACAAAAAAAAUAAAGAACGAACAGGAGCCGAAGGCCAGGAGGGGAUCCAGGGAGCCGAUGUGCACAUCCCCUCUGAGCUCGCAGCAGCAGAGCCCUUCACUGAAGAAAUCUCUUACACAGAAGUGAUCACCAAGGUAAAGAAAGACAAGAAUAGUGCAACAAAAGGUGCUUCCCAGUCAACUGAAAAAGGGGUGAAAAUCCCAGAAGUCGUUCUCAAGCAGGAAGGAAAAGAAGGAGGAGGAGGUGAUGAUGUCCCGUUGCUGGACUUAAAGCAAUCGGCAUAA
Molecule: messenger RNA, 681 nt
Organism: Leptosomus discolor (cuckoo roller)
Lineage: Eukaryota; Metazoa; Chordata; Aves; Leptosomiformes; Leptosomidae
Source: RefSeq, a predicted model, not a curated record